AAGGCAGAGACUGGUUUGAGGUUUUUCAUGGUGAGUGUGCAGAAACAUGGAUGGCCAUCAAGAGUACGCGGUGACCAAGGCGUAGAAAAUGUGGAGAUAGCAAGAUCCAUGUUCACUGUGCGAGGAACAGGUCGUGGCAGCUUUAUAGCUGGGAAAAGUGUGCACAACCAAAGAGUGGAACGACUAUGGAGAGAUGUGUGGAACGCUGUAACAUCUCAGUACUACAACAUGCUUCACACCUUGGAGGAAGAGGGGUUUGUAGACCUCUCAAAUGCUGUUCACCUCUUCUGUCUUGGGUACGUUUUCAUUCCACGUCUACAAGCAGACCUUCAAAACUUUUUAGAGACAUGGAAUUAUCACCCCUUGAGGACCGAAGCAAACCUGUCCCCUAAUCAGCUUUGGAGAAUUGGGAGGAUGCAAGUACCGGUGCAAGAGCCAGAUCUGUCUGAGAUCGAACACUUGCAUGACCAGGAAGCUUGUGGUGCUGAUCCUGAACAUGGAGUCAUAGUACCAGAAACUGCAUGCCCCUUGUCAGCUGAGGCUCUUGCUGCCUUACAAGAUAUUAACCCCACUGCAGAGUCCUCUUCUCUUGGGCGGGAUAUCUAUAUGCAUGCUCUUCAAUUGGUCUCAUUCCUUAUGAUGCAGCAAAGUUGGUGAUGACGGUGAUGUGGGGUUCCAACAACUACAAGAGGACCUAAGGGCCAUAUCCACACAGCAACUCCUUACACAAG
This is a messenger RNA of Perca flavescens (yellow perch), 731 nucleotides long. RefSeq lists its product as uncharacterized. Lineage: Eukaryota; Metazoa; Chordata; Actinopteri; Perciformes; Percidae. The record is from RefSeq and is a predicted model, not a curated record. The transcript is spliced from 5 exons. The coding region runs from base 28 to 657 and encodes 209 amino acids.